UUUUUUUUUUCUCAGGGGUGGUGGCCGCUGUUUUGCUUCAUUAGCUUCCCGUUCGAAAGCAUGGGAAUGUAGCGAGGGAAUAUCCCGGAUAAAGUUGUGUAAAAGUGCUCGAUAAGUUCUUCCAAGUUGCCGACAGUCCGUUCCGCAUCUUUGGAGCUCCUUUGCGACAUCGACGGCCACCCGAGAGACGCUUUUUUGAUAUUCUUGCGGCGAGCAAUAUCGGACAAAGGGAAGAGACUUGUGAGCUAACGUUAGCUCGGCUAACUUAGCGUUCGUCCAUCAAGUGCUUCGCAAUGCAGGCCAUAAAGUGUGUCGUUGUCGGGGACGGAGCUGUGGGUAAGACCUGCCUGCUCAUCAGCUAUACCACCAAUGCCUUUCCCGGAGAGUACAUCCCCACAGUUUUUGAUAACUACUCCGCCAAUGUCAUGGUGGACGGCAAGCCCGUUAACCUGGGCCUUUGGGAUACAGCAGGACAGGAAGACUAUGACCGACUCCGCCCACUUUCCUACCCUCAGACGGAUGUGUUUCUCAUCUGCUUUUCGCUCGUGAGUCCGGCCUCCUUUGAAAACGUCCGUGCCAAGUGGUACCCUGAAGUGAGACACCAUUGUCCCAACACUCCCAUCAUCCUGGUGGGCACCAAGUUGGAUCUGAGAGAUGACAAAGACACCAUCGAGAAACUGAAGGAGAAGAAACUCACACCAAUCACCUACCCACAAGGCCUGGCAAUGGCCAAAGAGAUCAGUUCCGUCAAGUACCUGGAGUGCUCAGCUCUGACUCAGCGCGGCCUUAAAACUGUGUUCGACGAGGCCAUCCGUGCUGUUCUGUGCCCCCCGCCAGUAAAGAAGAAGGGGAAGAAGUGCAGCCUUCUUUAAGAGCCAAGAGGGACGGGCGGGGCGUGGCGUGGCG
Doryrhamphus excisus (bluestripe pipefish) is the source of this 906-nucleotide messenger RNA. RefSeq names its product ras-related C3 botulinum toxin substrate 1-like. Gene Ontology annotation, biological process: small GTPase-mediated signal transduction. The record is from RefSeq and is a predicted model, not a curated record. Lineage: Eukaryota; Metazoa; Chordata; Actinopteri; Syngnathiformes; Syngnathidae. Gene Ontology annotation, molecular function: GTPase activity; GTP binding.